AAAAUGUUGAAUAUAAAAUGUGUAGUCGUGGGAGACGGAGCUGUAGGGAAAACAUCCAUGUUGACCAGUUUUUGUGAAGGCUCAUUCCCUGAAGACUAUGUCCCCACAGUAUUUGACAACACAACCAUUGACAUGACAGUGGAUGAAAAGGAGGUCAGCCUAGGCCUGUGGGAUACAGCUGGUCAAGAAGAUUAUGACAGGUUAAGGCCUCUGUCAUACCCUGGAGCUGACUGUUUCAUUCUCUGUUUCUCAUUGUGUAACAAAGCAAGCGCAGACAACAUCAAGGCAAAGUGGUACCCAGAAAUUCACUAUCACUGUCCCUAUGCACCCAUCAUUCUAGUGGGCACGAAGCUAGAUGUCAGGCAAGAUAAGGCAAAGCAGACUGAUGGUAAAAAGGUCGUGUCCAAAUCAGAAGGGGAGAAAAUCGGGAAAUCUAUCAAAGCCAACAGGUACCUAGAGUGCUCUGCCUUGACCCAAGAAGGACUAAAAGACAUUUUUGAAGAAGUGGUUAGAGCUUAUCUGUACAAAAAACCCAAGCACAAAAGUAACGGCAAAGGAUGUGUUAUGUUAUAGUUUUGUUUUAAAUUAUUUAUUUGAUUCAUCUCUCCAACUGUUUUUUUUUUUUAAAUAAUUUUAUUUUACUGUAAACAAAAAGUUGCUGAGUUUCUUUCAACAUUUUUUUUAGAAUAGGCAGAUUCUAAACAUUUAAAUAAUUGGUAAGUGUAUGAAGUCUUAAACGACAUUUUAAAAAUUUGAUAUUUCAUUCAUCACCCCAAACCUAAUUAUUCUUUUUUAAAUCUAAUAAAAAUUAGAUUUUUACUACCUGUUUUGCUGCUAGGGUUAUGGUCGGGAUUAGAGAAACAGUUGUAUUAGGUUGCAUUAGGUGUUUGAUACUUGUAAACAUUUUGUUUGCAUUUUAAUAAGUAAAAUAUUUUGAAAAAAAAAACAAUUAAUUUUCAGCAAAAAUAUUUUAUUGUCUUAACUGCAUGUUAUUCUGCCUACAGAAUUUACUUUUGAUUUAGUUUUUGUUUAAAUAUGUUUUAAAUAUUUAAAUACACCAACAGUAUUUAUUAUUGAAAUAUGUGUAUGAAACCAGAUGAAUGCUGAUGUUUUUUGACAGACUGAAUGUAAUUGAAUGUGUAUACAAAAAAAUUUCCACCGAGCAUUUACUCUGACUUGCCUAUUUGCCCAUGUGUAAGAUGUAAGCCUUAUUUUCUUUGUACUGACUGCUCUUAGGUUCACAAAUUUCAAUGUUUAUCUGGCAAACUGCUCUGUAUAUACUAUUAUGGAGUAAAACAAUUUGAUACAAAUGACUUUUUUUUCAUCAUUUGAUACAUAUAAAUUUAAUAUUUUUAAAAUUAUAAUUUCAAUCCAAUCAGACUAAUUCAUAAAAUACUUGAAUCAUUGUUUAUUGAUGAAUAAUUUCGUUAAUUUUUAUAGAGAUCUGUACUUUAUUUUAUGUAUAUAUUUUUUAAACACACCUUUAAAUUUGUAUAGCAAAUCAUAAAAGGUAAUUUUGAUGGUUACCAACAAAAUUUAAACCAUAAAACACAAUAUUAAAAGAUGAAGGUGGAUUUUAAAAUUCACUUAAGGUAAAAUUGCCUGCGUUGAUAACCAUCUAUAUAAACACAAAAUCAAAGUGACUUACUUUAUUUUGCAUGAAUUCGUGACAUUUUGGUACGUCAACUAUGUUUAUUUUACAUGUUUAAAAUAAUUAUUUUAUUUUCUAAAUUAACAUUAAAUUUAAUUUGAGAUAAGUAUCACUUUUUGUGUAAAGUAUCUUGCAGGCUAAGAUUUUAUGGUCCAAACUUUCUCUAGAUAUAAAGAUGCAAUAAAUCGUGGUAUAAGUAUAAACAUGUAAGUUUACAGAUUCACUAUUGAUAAUGGUGGUUGCAAAUUCAUCAAGUCAUUUAGUCUUAGCUUGUUAUAUGGCUAGGUUCAUGUGGUAAGAUAGUCAUUUCUUGGACACUUAAGCUACUGACACCUAGGCUAAUGGGUUCUCCUGACACUUACGCUACUGAUAUCUAGGCCAAGGAGUUCUAAUGACACCUAGGCUACUGAGUUCUUCUCUGAGCUAUUCCCUCCAACUGCGCUCAGUUGUAAACCAUCUUAUGACCACCCCCUCCCCCCUUCUGGUCCCAUGUGGUUGUCCAAAUAUGAUGUCAUACUCCUAGAGGAGAGGGGCAUUGAACUCCAGUGACAGUGUAUGUUGAGGAGCCCACUAUUAAAUACGAAAAAAAAAAUCCUGUUUUUAUUUGUAAAAAAACCCACCUAUUUAGGGAGGGUAGUGUAAAUUGUGACAUCAUUUACAUAGGCUUUUGACUUUAGUGACAACCUGUGUGUGGAGUAUCAUAAAUUGUGACAUUAAAUAAGGGACGCUUCUCACUUAAGUGACAAUAUUGGAUACUGGAGAAAGAAUGAUGAGUUUGUUUUAAAAUACAUGACCUCAUGUAUGGGCAACCUAUAAGCCGAGUGUUUUCCAAAUGAAUAGAAUAAUCAGCGGUGCCUUCUCUAGGUUACACAAUUAUACGAUGGCCCACAAAUUUCAUCAAUUUCUUGUAUUCCUAUUAAAAAUUUACUGAGCUUCUUUUAUAGCUUUUAAUCAGAGAAUCAUAAAUCAUUUCGAAUAAGUUGUUUGCCUUGUAAAUCGUCAAAUUAAAUUUGUUAUGCAUUUAAGAUGUGAUCAAUUCAUAAAAAUACUUUUUCACAUAGUUCACUACUCUUUUUUAUGUUAAUUGAUACGUUCUUUUCUUAUAUAAUUCAUCUAAAGUAUUAAUUGUGUUCACAAGAGCAUAUUGAGGACAAUUAAUCCUUGUGGAGUGAAAAGUAAAAAAGUAAAGUUCCCUUUCGAACAUGACGAUCUAUAGGGCAAAUGAAAUAAAGUUCACUUGUUUCUGUGACCUCGGCAUAUGAAGAGAUAGUGUGGUCAGCAUUAUGCGUUUAUGCCGAGCCACCUUUACUUUCCCUAACAUGAGUUAGGUACCCAUUAGAGUUGGGUGGACUCAGGGAUGGUCUACUGACUUGAACCCGGAUUCGAACUCGAGACUAACGGGUUAGCAGUCCAGCUCUCUACUGCUAGAACACUCUAUCCCAGUGGAGUUAAAUAGUGCAGAAAAUAUGGACUAGUUUAUAAGCCAUCCCUACUAAUUCAUAUCAUUAACAUCACAGAUACUUCAUCCCUAAUCUUAAGGGCUGUAGUGCUCUCAUUAACAAUAUUUACAAGUGAUUAUGGUAUGCAUGUGGUUUUUUACUAAUGAUAAGAAUUGAAAAUCUGAUGGCUGUGAAAAUGUAAAAAAAUAUGCUGCAUUGAAGAUUGUGUGGAAGAUGAAAUUAGGGUGAAACAGGAAUGUUUUUUAAUAGCGCUAAACAUUGUUUUUAGUAGAACCAAAAUGUUUUUUUUCUGGGGACCAAAAUGUUUUUAAUGGAGCCAAAAUAUUUUUAAUGGGAUCAAAAUAUUUUUAUUGAGAUCAAAUUAUUUUUUUUUUAUUGUGACAAGAUGUUCUUAUUAGAAAUAUGUUUUAUGUUGAAUCAAAAUAAAUCUUUUGAGACCAAAAUGUUUUUAGUGGAACCAAAUUUUUUAAAACUGAAAUCUGAUUGUUUUUAAUAAACAAAAGAUUUUUUAGUGAGAUAACAAUAUUUUAGUAAACCACAAAAUUUAGUUUAGUGGGCCUGAAAUGUUUUGGUGAAAACAAACUGUUUUCAUUGAUUUGGAUAUAUUUUUAAAAUUUUUGUCUGUUUAAAAUUUAAGAAAUAAUUGUUUCUAUGCUAUUGAUUUGCUCUGACAGUAAUUAAAGCAAUGAAAAUAAUUAUUUCAAAUAUGUUAUACACUUCCAAAAUUUAAAUGUUUAAACGGUUUUAAAAAUUUAAACAAUUUUAAAAAAUUAUUGCUGUAUUUUACAUUAGUUGUAUGUAUUAUAACCUCAAACAUUUGCUUUAUCUUUCUCGAAAAAAAAACCAAGUAUCAUUAUAAAAAUGAAUUAGGCCUUAAAAGUUUUUCCCCUUCGCUGCCUUGAAUUUAUGCAAAAAUAAAUCUUAAACCAAAGUAUUUUUGAAUAUACUUUUGUGCUACAUGAAUAGAUCGUAUAGAUAAAGACAUCUCUGAGAGCAUCACUGAAAUGUGUAAUUAAAAUGGAAUAAGCCACUACAUGUGUAAUUAAUUCUUGUUACGUUAUGUACUAAGUUUUUGCAUAACUCACACCUCAUUAAAUUAAACCAUGACAAAAUUAUCAUUCAAUUCAUCAGCGUAGUUAAAAUUACCGUACUUUAAAAAAACCUGAUUGGAUGUUAAGUUGAAUGGGAAGAUCAAGACCGCUAUUACUUUUUAUUGGAGCUAGAGCAAUAGAUCCUGCACAGUGGCAAAGUCUAUAGACUUUAAGCUUAGUAGGCUACAUGACUUGUAUGCAGGGGUCGUCCAUAUAUUUUGUUUGUUCUUAAUUGUAAUGUUGGAAGGGAUUUCUCCAACAUUAUUAAGUAUUACAAGUCAACUUGUUAUGCACCACGUAGGUCGUUGAGUCCAAUUUCAGCCUGUUUUUCUUUCUGGAUUCGCUUCCUUAGCCUUUUUCUAACCAAGAACAAACUACAAGGCAGCAGUUGUUUGUUUUCGGAGUUGUCUCUCCUUGGUGGGUUGCUGUCCCCAGAUAUUGACGCUUAUCUGCCCGGGGGCUCGAACUCCGGACUUUUCAGCUAAGCAACCAUGUGCCCCAACCACACAGACCCCUAGUCCAUAUAUGACCUCAUAUAUUUUAGCCUGUUUUUAUACUCCACCCCCACCUACACACACUCUUUAUCCAGAGUUUCUUUCUGGCAUCUCUUUGAAGAACGUCUACACCCCCCCCCACCCAUGAAAUGGGUACUUUUACAAAUGUCUACCAGAAAGUAUCAAGUGCACCCUCCCUUCCCCCAGGAGAAAAAAAGUCUUAAAGAAACACUGACAUUAUGUUUUUCAUCAUUUUAGUUCUUUAAUGCACUUUAAAAACAUCAAACACAUGUGCUGUUGAUAUGUCAGAUUUUAUUAAAUCCCCAACCCCUUACCUCUAAAUAACACAUCUUCAUAAAAGUUUGAUUCCAACCCCUUUGUAGUAUGACUUCAUCAAUGGACGACCCUCGGUAUUAUAUCAUUCUUGAAUUCUGGAUGAGAAGAAUUGUAACAGAAACAAAA
Physella acuta is the source of this 5158-nucleotide messenger RNA. RefSeq names its product ras-related C3 botulinum toxin substrate 1. The record is from RefSeq and is a predicted model, not a curated record. Gene Ontology annotation, molecular function: GTP binding; GTPase activity. Gene Ontology annotation, biological process: small GTPase-mediated signal transduction. Lineage: Eukaryota; Metazoa; Mollusca; Gastropoda; Physidae.